AUGUCCCGAGACGCCGAGAGCCUCCAGGCCAUCAACAACAAGACGCUGGGCACAUCCGCCGACGCCUUUCCCGUCGUCACGCUGCCCAGCGGCGAAAAGGUCCCGACGGGCACGGUGGGCGCGCUGCUCGUCAACGUCCGGGCCUACGACGCGGCAGCAGCCGCGGGCGACAUCGCCGCGCAGGACGUGCUCGCGGGGGCCAUAGCCGCCGCGGUACCGGUCCUGCGCAAGGUGGGCCUAUUUGACCUCUUCCGCCCAGAAGAGUGGGCGUCGGAUAAAAGCCCAGGAAGAUCGUUGGUGGGAGAGCUGGCAAAGGGGGCGAAAUGA
Cordyceps militaris CM01 is the source of this 327-nucleotide messenger RNA. RefSeq lists its product as uncharacterized. Bases 1 to 327 code for a protein of 108 amino acids. Lineage: Eukaryota; Fungi; Ascomycota; Sordariomycetes; Hypocreales; Cordycipitaceae. The transcript has a single exon. The record is from RefSeq and is a predicted model, not a curated record.